AUGAAGGCUUUGCGGCGAUCGAUCAAGGGGGAGAAGGAGAAACCGCAUAUCAACAUCGCCCCGAAAUCUGCGGUUGCUAUUGUCCCCCCCAAAAAGGUUAUUCGGGCGCUUUACGACUACGAAGCGACAAAUCCACAAGAGCUAAGCUUCUCUCGUGGUGACUUUUUCCAUGUAAUCGGUCGCGAAAAUGAUCCAGACUGGUACGAAGCUUGCAACCCCGCUCUACCGGACGCUCGUGGCUUGGUGCCCGUUGCAUACUUCCAGGCGCUUGGGCGUACCGAGCGUGAUAGCGGGCAAUCCCAACCAGACAGUGCGCGCUCUGCGAAACAUCCUGAUCAUGACUCCGGUUACGGGGAUGGGCCGACAACAACGUCGACGCCAGUGGCAAGCCAACGAAGCUCCAAGACGGGCAAGUCAGGUGCCAUGGUUUACGGCGUUGUUGUGUAUGACUUUCAGGCAGAAAGAGCAGAUGAGCUGGAGGCGAAGGCUGGCGAGGCCAUCAUCGUCAUUGCCCAGUCCAACCCCGAGUGGUUUGUGGCAAAGCCGAUUGGGAGACUUGGCGGACCGGGCUUGAUUCCGGUAUCUUUCGUUGAGAUCCGAGACAUGGCGACUAACACGCCAGUUGCAAACCCGCAAGAGGCGGUGCGCAGGGCAGGGAUUCCAAAGGUUGAGGAGUGGAAGAAGAUGGCUGCCGAUUACAAGAAUUCCAGCAUAACCCUCGGGAAGUUCGAGACAGGUGCACAGCCGCAAACAAUCGAGCAAGGUAUGGAGCGGAUGAGCAUUCAGCAGCCCAACGGAAGGGUCAGCCAGGUACCGACGUCCAAUAUGCAGCAGCAACCGCAGCAGGCAGCGUACGCUGUACCGCAAAGCCAGGCCAUCCAAAGCGUCCCCGCACCGCGAUCGGUCUCGCAGAUGUAUGCACCAGUAUCCGCUCGGAUUCCUAGGUAUUGCUUCGCGGAGGACAAGUACUGGUUCGUGAUAGAGGCUGAGCUUGAGGAUGGUCGCGUUUGGGAACUGGCGCGAUACUACGAAGACUUCUACGACUUCCAGAUCGCGCUGCUUACCGAAUUCCCCGUUGAAGCAGGGACGACUGGAAAGAAGCAGCGAACACUACCGUACAUGCCCGGUCCCGUUAACUACGUGACCGAUGCAAUCACGGAAGGCCGUCGACACAACUUGGACGCUUACGUGAAAAGCUUGCUGGCCCAGCCGCCUUACAUCUCGAAAUGCAACCUGGUAAAGCAGUUCUUUGCGCCGAGGGAAGGCGAUUACGAGAUAGACCCAAGUGCGCUUGAUGAAGAAUACCGCUUAUCUGCCGGGUCUCGGCCGUCCUCGACAGACUCGCCUAUUGAUGGCGGAUCGCGCCAGUCGUCCAGACAGAACCUCGACGGUAGCGGUUCGGGCUAUGGGGGUAUGGGCUCCACUGCCCGCCAACCCGCAAUGACCCGCCAGGCCUCGUCGCUAUCCCAGCCAUCACAGACAUCCCUGUCGCCUGGCGUUCAGCAAGCCGGUGCACAGAUGAAGGUGAAGCUAAGUUACAACGGUGACAUUAUUGCCAUCAAAGUGCCGUCGGAUAUCUCUUUCCAGAACCUCUACGAAAGGAUCGUCGACCGGCUCAAGAUUCCUCCCGGGGAUCCACCCCAGUUGUCGUACAAGGACGAAGCCACCGGCGACAAGCCUCCGCUGAUGAGCAACCACGAUCUCGACAUUGCAUUGCAGCGCAAUGAGAAACUUCUGUUAUACGUUGAGUGA
Canariomyces notabilis is the source of this 1752-nucleotide messenger RNA. RefSeq lists its product as uncharacterized. Gene Ontology annotation, molecular function: superoxide-generating NADPH oxidase activator activity; phosphatidylinositol binding; protein binding. Lineage: Eukaryota; Fungi; Ascomycota; Sordariomycetes; Sordariales; Chaetomiaceae. Bases 1 to 1752 code for a protein of 583 amino acids. Gene Ontology annotation, biological process: superoxide anion generation. Gene Ontology annotation, cellular component: cytoplasm. The transcript is spliced from 4 exons. The record is from RefSeq and is a predicted model, not a curated record.